AUGCCUCAGGGCACCUACUUCACCUACCAUCCAGUGUUAGAUGGCACACCAUGUGAUGCUGAGGGCAAUGAUUCACCUCUGGACCACCCACCUCACCUAGAACACGAUACCUGGCAUCCUUUUCCUUCCCAUGGCCAUUUUGAGCUUGCCGACUUCAUCUUCCGUCGCAAUCAAAUGCCUGCAAAACAAAUAGACGACUUGAUGCAGGUCCUUGCACAUUUUGAUGAGACUCACAGCCAUCCACCUUUCAAUAGCAACACCCAUCUUUAUGAUACUAUCAACUCGAUCUCUUCACACAAUGUUCAGUGGCAGUCAUUGUCUCUCCAACAUCCUGACUUUGAGAUACUCCAGAAUGAUCCUAACACUGCUCCAUGGAAACAUGUUGAGUAUGAUGUUUGGCAUCGAGACCUGCAUGAGCUGCUGCAAAACCAGCUUUCAAACCCUGAGUUUGCUGGAGGCAUUGAUUAUGCACUGUGA
Messenger RNA from Suillus paluster, 477 nucleotides. RefSeq lists its product as uncharacterized. Lineage: Eukaryota; Fungi; Basidiomycota; Agaricomycetes; Boletales; Suillaceae. The coding region runs from base 1 to 477 and encodes 158 amino acids. The transcript has a single exon. The record is from RefSeq and is a predicted model, not a curated record.